AUGGCUCCAUAUGAAGCUCUGUAUGGAAGGAAAUGCCAUUCUCCUAUCUGUUGGGCUAAGGUAGGUGACAGACCAUUAUUAGGCCCAGAACUUGUACAAGAAACAACUGAAAAUGUGAAAUUGAUUCAACAGAGGUUGCAAAUUGCACAAAGUUGCCAAAAGAGCUAUGCAGAUAUCCGACGACGAGAUAGAGAGUAUGAAGUCGGGGAUCAUGUGUUUAUAAAAGUGACUCCUAUGAAAGGGCAAACACAGUUUGGGGUAAAAGGCAAGUUGGCACAAAGAAACAUUGGGCCAUAUAAAAUCCUUGAGAAGAUUAAUUCAGUAACAUACCGGGUAGGCUUACCUCCGAUGAUGGAAAAUAUGCACAACGUUUUUCAUGUCUCAAUGCUUCGAGAUUAUUUACGAGAUCCACUCCAUGUAAUUGAACUGGCUCAGGUGCUUUUGAAAGAUGAUUAUACGUACGAAGAGAGGCCAAUACAGAUCAUUAACCGCCGAAUCAAGAGAUUGAGAAACAAGGAAAUUCCAUUAGUAAAAGUCGAUUGGCAGAAUCAUGGAGGGACCUAA
This is a messenger RNA of Camellia sinensis, 564 nucleotides long. RefSeq lists its product as uncharacterized. The record is from RefSeq and is a predicted model, not a curated record. Lineage: Eukaryota; Viridiplantae; Streptophyta; Magnoliopsida; Ericales; Theaceae.